AUGAUACCAGCUCCGCCUCUUAAUAUUCCCAAGUCAUACGAGACACUCCCCCUCACUGAUGUCAAGGUCUCGCAUCAUCCGGAGGGUGUCCCAGUAGCAACACCAGUAGUGGUGGUGACACUGAACCGACCGGACAAGAACAAUGCAUUUUCCACACAUCUUAUGGAUGCCUUCGAGAAGCUGUACCCACUGUUUGACGUGGACGAGCGAGUCAAGGUCGUCGUGUUGACGGCAACAGGGAAGAUCUUCUGCGCCGGUGCCGACCUGAAGGAACCGUUCAAACCGGCCAAGGAGCGACCACUCGACUUUCGCGACCCUGGCGGUCGCAUGGCCCUCGCCAUCUACCGAUGCCGCAAGCCCACCAUCGCCGCCCUCCAAGGCUCCGCCGUCGGCAUAGGCAUCGCCAUAACGCUACCCUGCGCGAUCCGUAUAGCAUGCGAGCAGGCCAAGUACGGGUUCGUCUUCGCCCGUCGCGGACUAACUCUGGAAUCCAGUUCAUCUUUCUUCCUCCCCCGUCUGAUUGGAUACUCGCACGCAAUGUACUUGCUGACCACCGGCCAUGUCCUGCCGCCCACAUCGCCGCAUUUCGGGUCGCUGUUUGCAGAGACUCGACCCAAUGGUGCGCAGGUGCUCUCUCGUGCGCUGGAGUUGGCGACUGAGAUUGCGGAGAAUGUUAGUCUACUAGCGUGGCAUUUGAAUCAUGCGUUGAUGUGGCGCAAUCCCGGGACCGUCGAGGGAGCUCAUAUUGUUGAUUCGACGGUGAUCUAUCAUAUGUUUGGUGGGAGGGACAUGCAAGAAGGGGCCAAGUCUUUUCUAGAGAAGCGAAGGCCCAACUUCACGGCAACGUUGGAACACGCGCCACCGAACUACCCGUGGUGGAAUAAAAUUGAUACAGGCAGGAGGGUGCGGGCUGCAAAGCUGUGA
Molecule: messenger RNA, 924 nt
Organism: Aspergillus pseudonomiae
Lineage: Eukaryota; Fungi; Ascomycota; Eurotiomycetes; Eurotiales; Aspergillaceae
Product: ClpP/crotonase-like domain-containing protein
Exons: 3
Coding region: 1-924 (307 amino acids)
Source: RefSeq, a predicted model, not a curated record